AUGAGUGGAAGUGAAAAUAUUGGAAUAACUAAUUUACCUAGAUAUUUAACAUACAUUAUUGAAACAUGUGUUCCAUUUCUUGAAAGUAUUACUUGUUUUCCAUUAAUGGAACAUCCAAAACAAACAAAAAUGAAAGAACUUGCAAAAAAACGAACUGAACAAAUUGAAGAAAUUAAUAAAAUACUUCAAAAAUACCUAACAAUUCCACAUGAAAUUGAACAAAAGUUUACUCCAGAACAAAUGGUUAUAUCUAGAAUGAUUAAACAAGGUAUGAAUCAAAGUAUAAUUAUUUCAUGUAAAAGUAUUAAUGACUUACGAAGAGAAUUAAAUAUAUUUGAAAGAAGAACUCUUGAAAAAGGAAGAAUCCAAACCGAAUUAAAAAAGUUAAAUGAAGAAAUUAUCACUGAAGAUGAUGACUCUAUUAAUUCAUUUCAUUCUGAUGAACAACACACUGAAGAAAAAAAACCAAAAUUCUCUUCUUUUGACUAA
Molecule: messenger RNA, 489 nt
Organism: Entamoeba histolytica HM-1:IMSS
Lineage: Eukaryota; Evosea; Mastigamoebida; Endamoebidae
Exons: 1
Coding region: 1-489 (162 amino acids)
Source: RefSeq, a predicted model, not a curated record